CUGGCGCACUUGUCCCUCGCGCGUCGCCGUCCGCGCAGCCCCGGUUCGGUCGGAGGAGGCCGCCGGCGCUGCGGUUCCGGUUCCGGCUGGCGUCGGCACCUGUGGCGAGGGCGGCGGCCAUGGCGUACUCCACCGUGCAGAGGGUGGCCCUGGCCUCGGGGCUCGUCCUGGCUGUGUCGCUGCUGCUGCCCAAGGCCUUCCUGUCCCGCGGAAAGCGGCAGGAGCCGCCGCCGGCGCCGGAAGGAAAGUUGGGUCGAUUUCCACCUAUGAUGCAUCAUCACCAGCCACCCUCAGAUGGCCAGACCCUUGGGGCUCGUUUCCAGAGGUCUCACCUCGCAGAGGCAUUUGCAAAGGCCAAAGGAUCAGGUGGAGGCACUGGAGGAGGAGGUAGUGGAAGAGGCCUGAUGGGACAGAUUAUUCCAAUCUAUGGUUUUGGGAUUUUUUUAUAUAUACUAUAUAUUCUAUUUAAGCUUUCAAAGGGGAAAACUCCUGCAGAGGAUCGGAAAUGCUCUACUGCCACAGCUGGAAACACCCACAGGAAAAUUACCAACUUUGAGCUUGUUCAACUGCAAGAAAAACUGAAGGAGACUGAGGAAGCCAUGGAAAAAUUAAUCAACAGAGUGGGACCUAAUGGUGAGAGCAGAGCACAGACUGUGACUUCUGACCAAGAAAAACGUUUGCUGCAUCAGCUCCGAGAAAUCACCAGGGUCAUGAAAGAAGGAAAAUUCACUGACAGACCCACUCCAGAGAAAGAAGCUGAGGAAGCCCCUUACAUGGAAGACUGGGAAGGUUACCCUGAAGAAACUUACCCAAUUUAUGACCUUUCAGAUUGCAUCAAGCGUAGGCAAGAAACCAUCUUAGUGGAUUACCCUGACCCCAAGGAACCGUCUGCUGAAGAAAUAGCUGAAAGAAUGGAAUUGCUAGAAGGUGAAGAAUCAGACCAUUUGGGGUGGGGAGUGCCUACUGAUCCCAGAGUCCAGGAAGAUAGUUCUGUUACCUCAUGUGACCCAAAGCCAGAAACAUGUUCCUGCUGUUUUCAUGAAGAGGAGGAUCCUGCGGUCUUGGCAGAGAAUGCUGGAUUCAGUGCAGACAAUUACACUGAACAAGAGGAAGCCACCAAAGAAGUAUGGCCCCAAGACUUCAGGGAUAAAGGGUUGGGCAUCAGCACUGAUAAAGCACAUACAGAUGGUACAUUGAGGAAGCGGAACCCCCAGGGUUUGGAGUUGAAAACAGCUGGUUUGGGGAAGUAUCCAUUACUCUAGUCCCAAGGUGACCUUUCUCUCCCUUCUCCGAUUUCAUCCUUGGCCCUGUGCCCUAUACUUCAUUCUGUGUUUAAAUAUCCUAGCUAAUCAGGCCACUACCAUGGAUAUCAUGUAUCCUUCCUGGUGCUCAGACACCUGUCACCUUGUAAAACACGGUAGCAAUUAGUAUGAACAUAAUACAGCUUCACUCUUUAUGCCUUUCUUCCACCAGAGAGUCGAUCCACUGAGUAAUUAUGUUUGAUCUAUUGUACACUCAGGGACAGGGGUCUAACUCCUCGUGCUAGGAGUAGCAGAUGGUUUACCUGUGAACGAACAUCAGUUUACAUGUGAUGAGGACUUAUGGUUGCAAAAGUGAAGAUUUCAGAGUCCAAGAUGUCUUAUUCUUGGGCCUUGAGCAGGUUAGUGGUCUCCUGGGUUCAAGAAGAGAACAUUUUUUGUGGGUAUGAUGGGGCCAGAGCAGGGUAGGACUCUGCUGUGUGAGCUGAAGCCCGUUUGCCACAGCAAGGGCCUUUUUAGGAGCACUGUUGCUGCCUCAGAUACCUGCUUUUCUUCAGAGUAGCAGAAGCCCCCAGUGAUUUGUGAAGGAGCCUGGAGACCUGUUGGGGGACUGUUUUGCUCCAGUAUUGCCUGGAUCUCUAGCUUCCUUUAUCCCUGUUGUGUUCACAGAAGUGCCAACCCAGAAGCACCUUUAUACCUCUGGCCCUCAGUGGCCAGAAGAAGGUUUAAAUAGAGACUUUUUAGGCCUUGCCCUCCAGAUCCAAGGUUUGAGGCUGUUAAGGCUACAAGAAAGCCGUGUGAGAAUGCUGGUCCUCCAUGAGAUGCUCAGGUGGCCAGAGAGCCAGGGAUAGGGAAAGAAUCCAUGUGCUUACAGCAGUCCUGGCCUGGAAGCUAUUCUAAAUGUGCCCUCUGCAACCACAUGAAUUGAAACAGAAGUGAGGACGACUGAGCUUGUAGACAAAGUGCCAGCCCCAAAGGGAAGUUGCAGCGUGUGUCUUUUGCAGAGAACCAAUAUAGCAGGGGCAUAUAGCCCCUAUAGCUAUAUAGGCCAGGGGAAGAGACUAUUUGUCCUCUAUUCAGGUAUCUGGGUCUUUUGAGAAGGGUCGGGAAAGUAGGAGGUAGGUUAUGACUGGAAGGAUUUUGACCAAACUAAAGACCUCAUCUCUAAGGUGCCAUCUGCCAUGUGUCUUCUGGAGAUAAAAUGGCACCCAGGUAUCCUGGCUAGUAAAGAUGAGUGAAUUCAGUUUACAUGUAAGACCGGAGUUUAAAAAAGACACAUUCCCAAGAACAUUCCCAAUCAUAAAAUGCAGAAGACGUGAAAAUUAAAUUAUGUGAGGGUAGAUAGAGCUUUUGGAGUUCCAUUGUUCCUAGUUGUCUAAGAUGCCAGGAAAAUAGUUAAAAUCACACAUCUAAGCCUAUAGACUGUCAAAAGGUAUAGGAUCAUAUUAAUAUGUCAGCUACCACUAGGCAUUUCUUGUUGAUGAAAUUAACAUUUUUGUUAGAGAAGUCAUUGAAGACUGAGUCUGUAGGAAGUAUAUUGCAUCUAUCUCUGUGUAGAAUAUUUGAUUCACUUUAAAGAAUGUAGUUUAAAAUGUACUAUAAAUGAUCUAGAUGUAAUGCUUAAGGUAAAAAAUAAUGUAGGUGCUCUGAACUGUUUUGAUAAAUUGUUUUCCAUUAUUUCCUUUUAUUCACUGUGAGGGGUUGAUUUAUGAGGAGUCCUGGGUCCCUGGUUCUAAUUUCUUUUUUGCCUUAGCAUAUAUGUUUCCAUUAUUAAGAUGUGUUUGUUUCUAGCUUGUUCAUUCAUGUGUUCAUUUAGACACUGCCCAGGGGUAGGCAGUGGGAGCAGGAGCUCAAUUCCUAACUUUGAGAAACAAAAUUUGGGAGCCUUGUCUUAUUUAUUAUUUUCAGUGAACUAUUAACUAUAAAAGGGCUCAAGAUGGUGAAUUCUGCAAGCAGAGAAAUGUCGGUCAUGAUUCCAUCCAUGCCUAUUCUGUCCAUAGAGUCUUGUUGGGUCCUUAACCCUUCUGAGUCUUAGUUUUCUCCUAUCUAGUGCAGGGGAGUACAAGUCCAGGUCUCAUAGGGUAGUUAGGAGGAUUAAACGUGAACUCCUCAGUGCAUAUAAAACAGCAUUAGCCCUCCUAUCUCAUACAUAACCACUCAAUAAGUGGUAGAUAAUUUACUUUUCUUGUACAAGGCUUUAUGCUCUAAUUGAGACAUGGACCCAAAUCUAUAGAAACAUAAAGAUCAUUUUGGCCAAAGUACUUCCAAGACACUUGACAGGCGAGUUGGAUCUUGAGGCGUGCUGGGAACUUCAGGUGGCCAAGGAAGAGAACAUUCUUGGCAGAAAGGGCAGUGUUAGACAAAACUGGUGUGAAAAGUGUGUGGAUGUUCAGGUAUUUUUGAGGAUGGUAUGUAAGGUGUUGCCUAACCAACUCUUUAAUUUUGAAUGUUAAUCUUUGGGGGAAAUGGCUUAUGGGAAUAGUUCCUGCCGGAAGUACUAAGAGCUCAUGAUGGUUCUUGCUGCCCUAGCUCUUGGUUGGCUUAAACAGCAAUAAUAAAUAUUAACAUAUUUAUAUUUUAGAAAUUUUGAUUAUUCACCAGUUGUGUAGUCUUUUGGAUUUUCCAGAAUUAUUUUAUCCUUCAGGGAUGACAAUUAUGUGUACAUACAACUCAGGAUGACCAAAUCCUAGCACUGGUUUUCAUUGUCAUGCCUGCUCUCGCUCUCACCAUUGUCUUCAUUUUUCAGAACUGGUCUGGGCUGUGAACUUGGAUGAGCCCCCAGGUACUAGUUUUCAGUGACCUUUGAGCACUGUGGCAGAGCAUGGAGGACAGACAGUUGGCCUAGGAAGCCACUGCGUCACCUGGGACCAUGCUUGGUUAAAUCAGGUGGGUGAUCCAGCCAGGUGAUGCUCUUUCCUGUCCAAUAAGAGCAAAAGAAAGCACCUUGCUAGCUCUAGGACUGGCAGUAUACACACUCCAGAAACUACACCCAGGAAGGAAGGUGUGUUGAAGAAUGGAGGCAUAGUUGACCUUUAGAAGAGAUGGCCUAGAAGAACCACACUCUCUGUACCUUCUAGGACUUGGGUGAUCAAUGACUCAUGGUACAAACUAAGACACUUUGGGGAAAGGGGACUUUAAUUAUAAUUAUGCCAGCACAAUAGGUGUAAACCAGGACCAUCCUGGAUGUAUUUAAAAGACUUGUUUUUAACCUAACCACUAAACAACAAAAACCUCUUCCCUUUUUAGUAAGAACCUGUACUGUUGUUUUCCACAGAGGCAGAGCCAAGGAGAUAUAGGCCAUGAUUGAGGCAGGAAAUUAUCUUAGCCACAUAAAAACUCCAAAUCUAGGGUAAAAAAUAAACCAACCCUAUUUUUGUUCCCAAGGGCCGGGCCCUCAGGGCGACACUCAGGAACCAAACAGCCCAUUCUUGCAGAGGACUGUGCUAACCUAAGUAACUUCUAUCCUUAACUAUUCUUCCAGCCUUUCCAAGCCUGUGUGUGUGUGUGUGUGUGUGUGUGGUUCUCACCAUCCUUAAAUUUGAAGAGCACAGCCAGAGACAGGACAGCCUCAACCCACAUGAUAGUGUUUCCAACCAAGCCAUGAUGCCUUCCCACCCACCCCCGAGGCUCUUAGGACAGAAGGAAAUGAAUGGUGUAGGAAAAAACUUUAGGUAAGAAAGGUUUUUUUCUCCUUUUCUACAAAGAAAAAAAUGCACAGUCAUGUUGAAACAGUUCAAGUUUAAUUUGUUGAUAUAUGGUCUGUACUUAGACAAAC
This is a messenger RNA of Prionailurus viverrinus (fishing cat), 5034 nucleotides long. It is a transcript of the gene RIC3, whose product is annotated as RIC3 acetylcholine receptor chaperone. The record is from RefSeq and is a predicted model, not a curated record. Bases 120 to 1262 code for a protein of 380 amino acids. NCBI's taxonomy places the organism in Eukaryota, Metazoa, Chordata, Mammalia, Carnivora, Felidae. The transcript has 6 exons. Gene Ontology annotation, cellular component: neuron projection; neuronal cell body; intracellular membrane-bounded organelle. Gene Ontology annotation, biological process: protein localization to cell surface; synaptic transmission, cholinergic.